Messenger RNA from Populus trichocarpa (black cottonwood), 1183 nucleotides. RefSeq names its product polyubiquitin. Gene Ontology annotation, biological process: protein ubiquitination; modification-dependent protein catabolic process. The transcript has 2 exons. NCBI's taxonomy places the organism in Eukaryota, Viridiplantae, Streptophyta, Magnoliopsida, Malpighiales, Salicaceae. Bases 167 to 1084 code for a protein of 305 amino acids. Gene Ontology annotation, molecular function: ubiquitin protein ligase binding; protein tag activity. The record is from RefSeq and is a predicted model, not a curated record. Gene Ontology annotation, cellular component: cytoplasm; nucleus.
CAUCGUUGCGAGCAAGUAAAAAAUUAAUUAAAGCCCACCGCACCGCUUUGAGAAACCUUCACCACGUCCUAUAAAUACCCAACUCCCAUCCAACUCCUCUCUCUUGUGAUUUUGGAUAACCUCUCUCUCUCCUCGAGCUUUGUUUCAUUUUUCUUAUUUUGCUAAGAUGCAGAUCUUUGUGAAGACUCUUACUGGCAAGACUAUCACUUUGGAGGUUGAGAGUUCUGACACAAUUGACAAUGUGAAGACAAAGAUCCAGGACAAGGAAGGGAUCCCACCGGACCAGCAAAGGUUGAUUUUUGCUGGAAAACAGCUUGAAGAUGGAAGGACCCUUGCUGACUAUAAUAUUCAGAAGGAAUCUACUCUGCAUUUGGUGCUCCGUCUGCGCGGUGGGAUGCAGAUUUUUGUCAAGACCUUGACAGGAAAGACAAUUACUUUGGAGGUGGAAAGCUCAGAUACCAUUGAUAAUGUCAAGACAAAGAUCCAAGAUAAGGAGGGAAUUCCACCAGAUCAGCAGAGGCUCAUCUUUGCUGGGAAACAACUUGAAGAUGGUCGCACCCUUGCAGACUAUAAUAUCCAGAAGGAAUCAACUCUGCACUUGGUACUCCGUCUGCGUGGUGGGAUGCAGAUUUUUGUGAAAACCCUCACUGGAAAAACUAUCACCUUGGAGGUGGAGAGCUCGGAUACUAUUGAUAACGUCAAGACAAAGAUCCAAGAUAAGGAAGGGAUCCCACCGGACCAGCAAAGGUUGAUUUUUGCUGGAAAACAGCUGGAGGAUGGUCGCACCCUUGCAGACUACAAUAUUCAGAAAGAAUCGACUCUGCAUUUGGUGCUCCGUCUGCGUGGUGGGAUGCAGAUUUUUGUCAAGACAUUGACAGGAAAGACCAUUACUCUCGAGGUGGAAAGCUCCGAUACCAUUGAUAACGUGAAGACAAAGAUCCAAGACAAGGAGGGGAUCCCACCAGACCAGCAGAGGUUGAUCUUUGCUGGUAAGCAGUUGGAAGAUGGACGUACCCUGGCAGACUACAAUAUCCAAAAGGAGUCCACAUUGCACCUUGUCCUCCGCCUUCGUGGUGGUUUCUGAGUCGUUAUUCUGUGAUUGAUCCAUCUCUUGUCAGUCUGUACUUACUUUUGCAAAGUUGUAGAACUGUUUCUGGUUGAAUAAAUGUUGAAUUGGCCGGAA